Messenger RNA from Magnolia sinica, 630 nucleotides. RefSeq lists its product as uncharacterized. Bases 1 to 630 code for a protein of 209 amino acids. The transcript is spliced from 3 exons. The record is from RefSeq and is a predicted model, not a curated record. Lineage: Eukaryota; Viridiplantae; Streptophyta; Magnoliopsida; Magnoliales; Magnoliaceae.
AUGGAUGACUGUCUCAUCGAUACAUUGCUGGAUGUAGUUGCGAACGGCUGCAAGAGUGCGAACGGAUUUAAGAAGGAAAUGUAUAAAAUAGUUGUGGAAAGUGUCAGAAGGGCACUAGGGAUAUCAGUUAUGGAGAAGCAUGUUAGCAAUCGCCUACGAACACUAAAGAGGUUGUAUUUUGAGGUUCGAGACACCCUGAAUGCAAGUUGGUUCGGUUGGGAUGACGACAAGAAGUUAGUUACCACGUCAGAUGACGUAUGGGAUGAUUACAUAUGGUCACAUCCCUAUGCCCAACAUGUUCGUGGAAAACCGGUAAGAAGGUAUGAUGACUUCGUGUUCUUAUUUGGAAGUAAUCGAGCUACUGGACUUCGUGCUACGACUGGAAAUAUGUAUACCCAAAGUGGUAUGAGAAAGUCUUGUGAUGAUGAUGUUACACUGACUGCAUCAGUUGAUCUUAAUGACGACACACUUGUUCUGUCAAGUGACGAUAUGCCUAAAAAGCUGUACGUUGUCUUCAAAGGGCGUCGUCCCGGCAUUUACCACAACUGGGAGGAAUGCCGUCAGCAGGUGGACGGGUAUUCCUGUGCCCGCUUCUGUGGAUACAAAUCCAUGAAAGAGGCAUUAGUUUAG